AUGGCCACCCUGUGCUACAUGCUUGGAACAUCUCCAUUGCACCUUGCAGCCCAGUACGGACAUUACUCCACUGCAGAAGUGCUGCUCCGCGCAGGCGUUAGCAGGGAUGCUCGCACCAAAGUGGACAGGACCCCGCUGCACAUGGCUGCAGCAGAUGGACACGCGCACAUUGUGGAGCUGCUCGUCAGGAAUGGUGCAGAUGUGAAUGCCAAGGACAUGCUGAAGAUGACAGCUCUGCACUGGGCCACAGAACACCAUCAUCGGGAUGUUGUAGAGCUGCUUAUCAAGUAUGGAGCUGAUGUCCAUGCUUUCAGCAAGUUUGAUAAGUCAGCCUUUGACAUAGCUCUGGAAAAAAACAAUGCUGAGAUUCUGGUCAUCCUCCAGGAAGCGAUGCAGAGUCAGGUCACUCCUAACUCGGAAAGAGCCAGCCCUGGGAGCAACCCCGUGACUGUGGCUGCUCCAUUUAUCUUUACCUCCGGAGAGGUUGUUAACCUCGCUAGCCUUGUUUCUUCAGCCAACACCAAAACCACCUCAGCCAAUUCAGAGGAAAUCAUAGAGGGAAAUUCUGUUGACUCAUCGAUCCAGCAAGUGAUGGGAAGUGGAGGCCAGAGAGUCAUCACCAUAGUGACUGAUGGAGUCCCUCUGAGUAACAUCCAAACUGCCAUCCCUCCUGGAGGCCUUGGCCAGCCAUUUAUAGUAACUAUGCAAGAUGGACAACAAGUUCUAACUGUACCUGCUGGUCAGGUUGCAGAGGAGACUAUAAUUGAGGAGGAAGAGGAAGAAGCAGAGAAAUUGCCAGUGACAAAGAAACCAAGGAUGGAAGAGAUAACAAAUAGUGUGGAGGAAAGUAAGGAAGGCAGUGAAAGAGAGUUACUACAACAGCAACUCCAGGAGGCCAAUCGAAGAGCUCAGGAAUACCGCCACCAGCUCCUCAAGAAAGAGCAGGAAGCAGAACAGUACCGCCUUAGGCUAGAGGCUAUGGCCCAACAGCAGCCCAAUGGAGUUGAUUUUACCAUGGUCGAAGAGAUAGCUGAGAUAGAUGCUGUAGUAAUCACAGAAAGAGAGGAGGAAGAGACAGAAACAGAAGUGACUAGGUCAGGAGGUACCACAGAGCCUUAUGCUGGAGUCUCUAUGGAAACGGUUUCGUCUUAACAAGCAAGAUCCACAACUUGCAUCGUGUUCAUCUUAUUCUUCUUUUCAGAAGAAAGUACAGAUGGGCACAGUGGCGUGUG
Messenger RNA from Octodon degus (degu), 1232 nucleotides. It is a transcript of the gene Gabpb2, whose product is annotated as GA binding protein transcription factor beta subunit 2. The transcript has 7 exons. Gene Ontology annotation, cellular component: nucleus. Gene Ontology annotation, molecular function: protein binding; transcription cis-regulatory region binding. Bases 1 to 1152 code for a protein of 383 amino acids. NCBI's taxonomy places the organism in Eukaryota, Metazoa, Chordata, Mammalia, Rodentia, Octodontidae. Gene Ontology annotation, biological process: positive regulation of transcription by RNA polymerase II. The record is from RefSeq and is a predicted model, not a curated record.